Messenger RNA from Athene cunicularia (burrowing owl), 7084 nucleotides. It is a transcript of the gene SEC14L5, whose product is annotated as SEC14 like lipid binding 5. Gene Ontology annotation, cellular component: cytoplasm. The record is from RefSeq and is a predicted model, not a curated record. The transcript is spliced from 18 exons. Bases 559 to 2691 code for a protein of 710 amino acids. NCBI's taxonomy places the organism in Eukaryota, Metazoa, Chordata, Aves, Strigiformes, Strigidae.
UCAAAGGCUGACUCUGCUAAGUUGCUACUAAAUGUAUCGGUGUAUUUGGGUCAACUUCUAUAUAAAACCCCACUGGCUUUAGGGCAGGGUUAAACCAAGCAUGUGCUGUUCUCUGGGUCACUUGGUUUAACUCCUCCAAGUAGUAAAAUCGGCUAGCGGGCAGUGAGGAGGGGCUGUGUGGAUAGAGCUGCCUUGGCUGGUGUGUGCCUGCACACGGAAUACCUGUGUUCAGGGAAAUGUGACUGCGAGCUUCACUUGGGGCAAGCUGGAGCAAUUUUGUGCUGGUCCUUUGUUGCGCUGUGAAGUGACCUGCUGACUGGACCUACUCUUGGUUUAUGUGUUGAGCUGAAGCAUGUCUUCGUUCUUAAACUGAACUUAAGUAUUGGACUACUGAUGAUGAUGGAUAAACUGGUGUAGUGUGACUUCCUACGGAGCAGCAAGGAGUUAUAGCUGGAGUUCCUCUUGCUCUGAGAAGCAGAAUGACUGUCUCGCAGCUCUGUUUUGAGGAGAGGGCCUAGAAGGUCUGCCACUGCGCUUUCCCCAAGGUGUGUAGUAAAAAUGGUGCAGAAAUACCAGUCCCCAGUUCGAGUCUACAAAUAUCCUUUUGAGCUCGUCAUGGCAGCAUAUGAGAAGCGCUUUCCUACAUGUCCAGAGAUUCCAGUCUUCCUGGGGAGUGAAAUCCUGCAUGAAUCCAGGAGUGAUGAUGGAGCUAUACAUAUUAUUGAGCGGAGCUGCAAACUGAAUGUGGAUGCUCCUAGGCUGCUGAAGAAGAUUGCAGGGGUAGAGUAUGUUUUCUUCAUCCAGAAAAACACAGUGAACUGGAAAGAGCGAACUCUCCGCAUUGAAGCCCACAAUGAGACUUUUGCCAACCGUGUUGUUGUCCUUGAGACAUGUAGCUACUCAGUUCACCCUGAGAACGAAGAGUGGACUUGCUUUGAACAGUCUGCAUCUCUUGACAUCAAGUCAUUUUUUGGCUUUGAAAGCACAGUGGAGAAAAUUGCCAUGAAGCAGUACACAUCAAACAUCAAGCGGGGCAAGGAAGUGAUUGAGCACUAUCUGAAGGAGUUGAUUUCCCAAGGGAUCACAUUCAUCCCCCGCUGGACACCUCCCCCAGUGUGUGGACAGAAGGAUGAGCAAACUCCAGCUGGUGGACACGAUGCUGAUGACGUACCACUGGAGUCGGGGGCUCCUGGAACUACCAAAGAGCAAACUGGCAGCUCCUGCCCUCCAGCAGAAGCUGUCAGCCCUGAUGCUGACAAAUUGGAUGCUGAUUACAUUGAGCGAUAUCUGGGCCAGCUGACUCCCAUGCAAGAGAGUUGCUUGAUCCGCCUUCGCCAGUGGCUCCAAGAAACGCACAAAGGCAAGAUCCCCAAGGAUGAACAUAUCCUUAGAUUUCUGCGGGCUCGUGACUUCAACAUUGACAAAGCUCGAGAAAUGCUCUGUCAGUCACUGUCUUGGCGAAAGCAGUACCAGGUCGAUUACAUCCUACAGUCAUGGAGACCCCCAGCCCUCUUAGAUGAAUAUUACACCGGAGGAUGGCAUUAUCAAGACAAAGAUGGACGACCACUCUACAUCCUUCGUCUUGGCCAGAUGGACACAAAAGGUUUGGUGAAAGCUCUGGGAGAGGAAUCACUACUGCGACAUGUUCUGUCAAUUAAUGAGGAAGGACAAAAGAGAUGUGAGGAAAAUACCAACACCUUUGGCCACCCCAUCACAUCCUGGACGUGCCUGGUGGACCUGGAAGGGCUAAAUAUGCGGCAUCUCUGGAGGCCUGGAGUUAAGGCCCUUCUUCGGAUAAUUGAGGUUGUAGAAGACAACUACCCUGAAACUCUGGGGAGACUGUUGAUAGUGCGAGCACCCAGGGUUUUUCCUGUGCUCUGGACUCUGGUCAGUCCCUUUAUCAAUGAGAACACAAGGCAGAAGUUCCUCAUUUACAGUGGGAAUAACUACCAGGGUCCAGGAGGGCUGAUAGACUACGUGGACAAAGACGUGAUCCCAGACUUCCUGGGAGGAGACUGCAUGUGUACUGUCCCAGAAGGUGGGCUUGUUCCCAAGUCACUUUAUCAAACAGAAGAGGAGCCAGAGAACUCGGAUCACAUCCGAUUAUGGACAGAAACUAUCUAUCAUUCUGCGAGUGUACUCAGAGGAGCUCCACAUGAGAUAGUUGUGGAGAUUCUGGAAGGGGAAUCUGUCAUCACCUGGGACUUUGACAUCCUGAAGGGAGAUGUGGUGUUCAGCCUCUUUCACUCCAAACGAGCUCCUGAAACAAAUCAUAAAGAAGCCACGUUACCAAGUACCUCUGCUGCUGGGGACAAUGUGCAGCUAAUUGACAAGACAUGGGUCCUGGGGGUGGAUUACAGCCGGAUGGAAUCUCCACUGGUUUGCCGGGAAGGGGAGAGCAUCCAGGGAUCUCAUGUGACUCGUUGGCCUGGCUUUUACAUUCUCCAGUGGAAAAUGCACGGCCCUCUGCCCUGUUCCGGCAGUAGCCUCCCUCGGGUGGAUGAUGUUCUUGCCUCUCUGCAAGUUUCCAGUCACAAGUGCAAGCUUAUAUACUACUAUGAGGUGCUUGCAUCCAAGGACUUCAGGGGAUCUAUGUCGAGCCUGGAAUCUUGCAACAGCGGCUUUUCCCAGCUGAGUGGAGCCACAACAUCUUCCAGCCAGUCCCAGAGCAGCUCCCAUAUUUCUAGAUAGCAGGGCCAAGGCUACAGCAGCAAGGAAAAUUUGCUCGGGGCUUCCUGCCCCCCCCCGGAGCUGCUCUGUGCACCAAACCAAAGAGCCUACAGGGGCUGAGCCUUGAGGCAGUCGUUCGUGUGACCACAGGUAGCAGCUAUUUGGACACAGAGAGGCUUCUGGGAGCUACUUUAGACAUGAAAACUUAGAAUUCAAAUGGCAGAUUUAUUAUAUCAGAUGCCUGCUUCUCAGUAGUCUUUUUCACAAAUUGUGGGGUUUGGAUGAAUGUCAGUUUGCAUGAAUCCGUGUAUUACUCAACUUAAAAGGGCUCUUUCCAGUCAGUCCUUUUCCUACGUGUGGUAGAGGAGACUGAUGUUGCCUUAUCUGUUUGAUCUGUAGGACUAGAUUAUUCAUGUGUAGCAAAACUAAUCUAGUUUUCUGAGUGCCCAGAGUACCAAUUACACAUCGGAAAGUAAAGUGGGCACUUCAGAUGCAGGGACUUGAAGCAAACUGUAAAUAUCUUUAUACAGAUAGGAUGUUUCAGAAAUCAGUUCCAGGUCAAACCUAAAACCUCUUCCGAUCUGACAGAAUGCUAUUAGGAAAUGUGUUGGAUUUUUUUAACCCUCUGAGACACAAAAGUCAAAAUGGAUUUUCUAGAAAGUACAGGCAGAGAACCUGCCUCCAGUAAGCAGCAUCUUACUUAAAGAUAACGUUCCUUUUUUCCUCAGGUUUACAAGCAAUAAUGAGUAGAUCUGACCCAUCUCAUCAAAGUGGAUGGGAACUGAAUCAAAUAAUAAAGGGCUAAGAAAAGCAAUAUUUUAUUUCCUGAAGGCACAAAAUUUUAUGGCAGUAUUAUAGAACUUGCUUCUUUAAAACACGAGCUAACUUGAAGAGAAAACUUUAAAAAAAAAAAAAAGCAUGUAUGUAUUUAAGCACUUACUGAAAUGUAUUUAUUCAAAAUACUAGCUUAUUUUAAAUUAAUUUUUAACUUAUUUAUAAUUUCAGAAUGACUAUUUAUUAAAUUCAAUCACCUUUUUUAAUGGCACGAACUUUGUUUUAGAAAGAAAUAACUGAUUGUCUUCAAUACCCAGAAAUCUUUCUACUUAAGUUCUAAUCUUUGUGCUCACUGGAUGUUCUUGCAUAAAGGGCUGUAUCAUACAUAGCAUUUGGGGUAAGGGCUGUCUGUCAUCUUUUCCUAAAAGGUGAGGUUAGAGUCCUCUGCCUUCAAGAUCUUAGAGGGAUGUUUCUUAGAGGCAAGGGUUGAGUUCAAGUGUUGUAAGAAGACAGUGCGUCUUCAUGACACACCAAAACCACCAUGUUUGUCCAUAAUCUCCACAGAUUAUUCCAGAGAGUAGAUGUGUAGUGAAGGUGCUAGUGGUCCAUUUAUCAGGUUGGGUAGCAGAGUUUUAUAUGUGUCCUUGUCUAGGUGGCAACAAAAUGAAAACAGGUGUCGAAUACUUGAUUGCCCUUAGGCAGCAUUUGCAGCUGGCAGAUGUGCAGGACUUGUGAUGUGGACAGAUGUCUGGGUUCAGAUCCAGCUGUGCUGUGUGAAGACCUCACCCCACCAGCUGGAGGUUACCUUGCGCAGAUCUGCUGCCUACAGAAGGAUCAUGAGGGUACUGCCCCUGCAAUUGCUCAGGUUACCCCAGCUGAGUGGCUCAUGUCACAUAAUAUGGCAAAUGUGGUCUGAAAUGAAUGAGUUUACAGUUCCCCAGCUGGGGACAAACAGCACAAAAAGUUCUGGGCUUGGGGUGCAGGGAAGCACAGUUAGUGGUGGAAGUUGGUUUCUUCCUCCAUCACAGUAAUCCAUGUAUCUGUGGCCAUGUUUCUCAGUAAAGAUUUGGGGCUUCUUUCCCUCUCAAAGUUUUUAAGGUUGAUGGAGUCUGUGCAGCUAAGAGCGACAUACAUGUAAAGUAGUUCCUUCUAACCCUGCUUUUAAUCACUGGUUUUGAAUCACCAGGCACUGACAAGGGAGAGAAGAAUAUUUGGAGCAAUGGGAGAUUAAGAACUUGAUGUGUUGAAGUUGUUUGUUUCUUUGAAGGAUUGGAGCCAAGGCAAUUACUCUCCCACCUUGCAUCUCUCACUGUAAGAGUGGAACAGGAAACUUUUAAUGCAGGCCCCAGGAAAGUUCUGAUUUCAGAGAAAUCAGUUGUUCUGAGGACUUUACCAUUUCUCCCAGAUGAAUGAAAAUCAAGAGUUCUGGGAUUAAAAGGGCAUAUGUAUCCCUCAUGUAAAAUCCUUUACCCAUGCUUCUGAUGCUAUUUAUCAAACAUAUAUAAUUUAUACAUGUUUCUUUUCUAAGUAAAGGUGGCCCAUCCACCUGUGUCCAAAUCAGUAAUUGAUUGUCCAGAUCAGUAAUUUAUGUCCUUUUACCAGAGUAAGUGACACAUUAUUUUGAGUCCUAUAUCCCUACAUACUGUCAGUGGUUUCUUUUCAGUGCUCCUACUCUUUUCCCUGGGGCCUAACUCACUCGGGUUCAUCCUGAGACUGAUUAGUUCCACCCUACUGAUAAGGGAUAUACAGAAGAAUAAUUUAUUGAAAUAAUUCAUUACAAAGUACAGCUACAGAUACAAGGUAAGGAUUUAGAACUGUAUGCAAUUGACUAACAAAGUUAUGUACAAUAUCUACUGAUGAUGGACAACACUCAACUUUGUCCUGUCGGGAGCGGGAGAGUCCCAAUUCCACCAACGAUUCAUAAUUACACAGAUACUAUUUGUUUGCCACCUGCACACAAAGGAAAUCUCAUAAAUUUGAUAACGGUAGCAUUAGUCAGGUCUUGUACUUGAUCUUUGAGAUGUUGAUAUUUACUUUCUCCACUGCUGCUUCCACCGAUGACGUUGAUUUACUUUCAUACCUACUUGUGACAUCUACCACCAGAGCUUUUUCCUCUUUGACAAAUACCAAGUCUAGCUUAUAUAAUUAAUUUUGUUUGUCUUCUGUUUGUCUUUAAAUAAUUCCCAUCCUUUCUUUUUGGCCUUUUCCACCAAUAGUUCACGUAGUUGGUUAUGUCUCUUGAUUCCAGCAUCUUGUACUGCAGGGCAGUAUUCAGUGAUGUGUGAGCAGGUCUCAUUCUCCACUUCACAAUGUUGACACGAUUUAAUUUGUGUUUCCUGUCUUCUCCUAGCCAAGAAUUCUCUCGUGGGGUAAACAUUAGCUCUUAGUUAUAACACAGUGAUGAGCUUUUGUUGGGGAAUGCCUCUAAUAUUUAAUCCAGUUGUUAUUGAUUUUAUCCUUCUCAAAGCCAGAAAGUCCACAGCCCUGGGACAGCAGCUUGGUCUGGUUCACAAAUUCCUGUUUUCACCAGUCUCGGGUGAAAACAGGGUCUCGGAAAGACUUGUUCUUCUCUGCCUAGUUCUGUUAUUACCAUAACUACUUUUGGGUCCCAAAUAGAUGGAAUUUUCUUUUAUCUCCUCUUGCUACAAUCCACAACUGUUCACACUCCUCCUCAAUACUUUCACACCUUUAUUGUUUCAUCUGAACACUGUGCAAUUCUAUAUAGUCUUUGGGCCUGCACACUGGGAAUCAAUCCAAAAAGUCUGGUAAGGCCUAAGCCUCCAUUCUUAGUGCUGGAAUAUAGGGAGGCAUCACAAGUACUUGCUGAUAGAUGUAACCAUUCCUUGACAGCUGCUCUUACUGUCAAGUUGAAUGUUUCCAGGUAUGGAGCUCUUGCAUCAGCCUGCUCUGCCACAUAGUUCAGACAUGGAAUAGUAUAUAUAUCUCUUCAAGAUACCAACUUUCUGAAACAACUUCAAAGAUCUCCUGAUCUGAUGUCACCACCCUUUCACUUUGUCCAGUAAUUCUGUUUUUAAUAUUCCAAUCCACAGGUCUACACGUAGGCCCAGGUAUUUCUCAGAACUCCCAGGUUCGACCACAUUGAGGGAGUGCCUUUAACAGUCCAUGGGGAACGGUCAUUGAUUGUAUGAGUCCUUUGUAGGCUCGAUGUAAAAGCCAUAGCACUUCUCCCCUUGUGUUUCAAGGCCUGCUAGAUCACAAGACCCCCACAACUUUGAUGUUCUUCUGCAGCCCUUCCCAAGAUCUUGAUAAUACCAGGUUGUCUGCAAAGGCCAUAGUUGUUACAUGUGCUGAGUAGUUUUGGUUCCCCCUUCCUUCCUCCUCCAGCUGGCACAGCAAGAGGGUCCACAGUUAGGAGUUUCAAACUGACUCCCAAAGCAUCAGGAGCCAACCCAGCCUUGUCCUCUCUAAGGAUUUCAGCCUGAUUCUAACAUGGUUGGUCACAUCCCACAGUAGUAAUAUUCCUGUUUCCUGUGUUUCCCUUGGUUUGCUCUGGUUAAGAAUCUCUUCCACUGCACUGGAUUUUUGUCGCUUUAAUUUUAAAAUGUGGCAUGUGCUGUUCUCCUCUCCCCAGUAAGUUUUGGGUGUUUACCUCGUCAGUGAGACACCUAGAACUUGCCCC